This is a messenger RNA of Protomyces lactucae-debilis, 1833 nucleotides long. RefSeq lists its product as uncharacterized. Gene Ontology annotation, molecular function: DNA binding; RNA polymerase II general transcription initiation factor activity; TFIIF-class transcription factor complex binding. The record is from RefSeq and is a predicted model, not a curated record. Gene Ontology annotation, biological process: transcription initiation at RNA polymerase II promoter; positive regulation of transcription elongation by RNA polymerase II. The coding region runs from base 1 to 1833 and encodes 610 amino acids. The transcript has a single exon. Lineage: Eukaryota; Fungi; Ascomycota; Taphrinomycetes; Taphrinales; Protomycetaceae. Gene Ontology annotation, cellular component: transcription factor TFIIF complex; nucleus.
AUGUCUUCCCUGUCCAUCAGGGCGCCGAAGAAGAAGAAGCCAGUGCCUCUUGCGCAACGGCCAGUUUCAUCUGCAGCACCCACGCAAGCCGUCAAGCGCGAGCCGAUCGACGUCCCAGUCGACACACGCACAUGGACAGAGUACAAGCUACGAGCCGGGCCCACAGGUCCUGUUGUUCUUUCAGACAGACGACAGACUGGUGAGGCAGUACAGGGGAGUGCAACACGUCCGGGUCACAAGUAUAAUAUCAUGCGGUUUCAUGGUGCAAAACCGAUUGAUCCAUCUACAGACCUUGCGCAACCUGUGCGUCUUUCUCGGCGUGAUCCGUACGAGGAACCGGUUGCUGCUGCGGUUGUUGCGGACGAUGGAAGUGAAACGACACCUGCUACAGCUGCAGCGCCGAGUGUUGCACCAGAUAAUGUCGCACCGUAUGCAGGAGCAGGCAGUCGGCGCGGCAACCGUAAAAAGACACGUCAAGUCUAUCAAGCAGAUGAGCAAGUCUACAAGCUGCGUACGGAAGAGCGUUAUCCCUGGAUUUUGGAAGAUUUUGAAGGCAAAGCAUCGUAUCAAGGAACACUCGAGGGUGGGCAGGCGCAUACGUAUGUCUUCAUGACUCUGUCUGCCGAUGGAUUUGAUGUGACGCCCGUCAGCAAGUUUUAUCGGUUUCAACCGCGUGCGCGAUACUCGACGCUGUCGAUUGAUGAGGCAGAGGAGAAGAUGGGCAAGGCGCGUUCGUUGCCACGUUGGUUCAUGCGUGAGGGUGGACCGAGCUUACCAGGUUCGCCUGCACCUGCUGUCGCUGCUCCUCAGCACCGGAUGCGAACGACAACCGACAAUCGAAAGCAGAAUGUCAAGCAUGAGGAAUUGGAGGAAGAACUGGACUUCAACGAGGACUUUGCGGACGACGAAGAGCAGCAUGCGUUGGUAGAGGAUGAAGAAGACAAUAAGGAGUUGGAAGAGCGCAUCAAGAAAGAGAUGCUGUCUGCCAAUGCACUAGGUGACGCAGAUCCAAAUGCAGACGACGAGGAAGAUUCAAAGCAAAAGGCCAAGCUGGAUAAGGAAGGUCGUCGAGUCCAGCGCUUCCUCGAGCGCUUGGAAAAGAACAACAUGUAUGAAUCAGAUUCCAGCAAUCCCUAUGCCUCUUCUUCCACGUCUGAGGACGAAGCAGAAGCCAAGACAUCAGCGGCAGCCAGUGUCAAGGGCGAAGAGGAGAAAAAGUCGCUAGACCAGCUUCGCGACCAAAACAUCCGCGAUCAAGUCAAUCGUCUGCAAAAUACCAGUGUCACCACAUACAACACGCCGCAAGUCUCAGAUGGCUCUUCACUCAGCUCACGUCGACCGUCAGCCUCAAAUCUCAACAACGCAAAAGCUGCAGCGCGUGCACGUCGUCAUCGGCCUGGUCUAGUCACACUGCGACUGCCAAGCGCUGCUCUUGUCAGUUUCGCACAUAUCCCCUCUUCUGCUGCUCAGGCUGGCAGUAGCCUCCACAAACGCCGUGCUGGCAGCGAUGGGUAUGAUUCAGACCGUUCACAAAAGAAGAUUCGCUUCCAGACUGGGGAUGUCACGAGUCCCGGUCCUGCAAGUCGACAAACGAGUCCCUUGGCUUCACCGCGUCAUGGGUCACCUGUUCUUGUCGCUGGUAAUGAGAGUGAUUUGAUUACGGCUGCUGAACUGAAAGAGGCGAUUGUCUCGCAUGGUAGUGUCGACAUGCGCUCGUUGCUGAACCUCUUCAAGCACAAGCUGGCGCGUAAUAAGCAAAAUAAGAAGAACAUGAGUUCCCUCCUCAAGGAAGUUGGCGCCACAUUGCAGAACGGUGUCCUUGUCGUCAAGUAA